AUGACCUUGACUUCAAGUACAUCAAAGGCAAAGACCUUUCACAUGACUAAUCACACUCGCAGCCAGAGUGAAGAAGAGAUUGAAACCAUAGGCUUGGUUAUUCAAGACCAAAGUGUGACACGCCACCUCAAUGAAAUUGCAGAGGAAACUGCCUGGAACAAAGUCUUAUCGUCAGUAAUUCACCACAUCUCUCAAAACUGGUCCAUCAGUAAAAGACGUCUUCCCAAGGACGUUCUUCCAUUCUGGAGUUGCAAAGUCAACUAUCAUUCAAUGAUGGCAUCCUCUACAGAGGUGAUAGCAUUAUAG
This is a messenger RNA of Pocillopora meandrina, 306 nucleotides long. NCBI's taxonomy places the organism in Eukaryota, Metazoa, Cnidaria, Anthozoa, Scleractinia, Pocilloporidae. The record is from the annotation of a GenBank genome assembly.